AUGUCAUUCUUUUUAUCAAGAUGGACUACCCCAACCACCAAUAAACGUGAUCCAAGAAAUAUGGUAGAAGUCUUGGAGGACGAAACUGAUGAGUUUUUCUAUGAAGAAACUAGAAAUUCUACUAGAAAUGAAAGCUUAAAUAAAACGACACAAACGAAAUCAAUAGAAGAACUGUCUAUGAACGCUGUAGAUAAAAAGGCAUUCAAAGAUAUACAACGUCGACCAGAUGAAAAACGCAGAGACGACGUCCGCCGAAAGAAACGCAGAAAACUCAGAGGAAAAAACAGACGGCUGCAAGCUUCGCAGACUGAAAAUACGGGUCUCAAUUCUCGAAAGAGAUGUGACAAAAAACUCAUCAGAAAUUGUUGGAAUGAACAACACGAUGAUGUUACGGGGCUUGGUCUCGGGCGCGACGGCCGCUGCUGCUAUGACGUCAGCUGGGAAAAACACGCCGAAUGCGUUAUGCCACCAACCUACCGCGCCGACGUCCGGCUUUACACCAGCUUCGGGGCCGCCACCGGCACUUCCGGUCCCGAGGCCACCACUCUCUCAUCCUGCGUAUUUCGGGCCACCUCCGCCGAUGACGACCGGAACGGCGGUGUUCCCCAGUAACCCCGUGCAGAAGCCGCGCACUCCCGAGGUGGCCGGAGCUCGGGGAGCCGUGAGGAAAGCGGUGAAAACCUUC
Messenger RNA from Metopolophium dirhodum (rose-grain aphid), 685 nucleotides. RefSeq lists its product as uncharacterized. The record is from RefSeq and is a predicted model, not a curated record. Bases 1 to 612 code for a protein of 203 amino acids. Lineage: Eukaryota; Metazoa; Arthropoda; Insecta; Hemiptera; Aphididae. The transcript is spliced from 6 exons.